Heterostelium album PN500 is the source of this 1623-nucleotide messenger RNA. RefSeq lists its product as uncharacterized. NCBI's taxonomy places the organism in Eukaryota, Evosea, Eumycetozoa, Acytosteliales, Acytosteliaceae. The transcript has 5 exons. The coding region runs from base 1 to 1623 and encodes 540 amino acids. The record is from RefSeq and is a predicted model, not a curated record.
AUGUCUCAAAUUGGAAGUUCACCUUGCAGUUGUGGUUCUUUUGGUGACCAAACCGUUUUGAUAUCGGAUGUUGUAUUAUUCUGUAUUAAAAGAAAAAGUAAUAGACCGUCAUCUUCAUCAUCAUCAUCGACAACAACAUCGUCUUCUCGUAUCUACAAUAAGAAUGCAAUCAACAACACCGGUAUUCAUGCAUCGAUCGAUUUUGACGAAGAGUCUGAUGACAUGACCGACUCUUUCGAUGAACAUUGGAAGAAAGAAAAGUCAACAACAACAACAACAUCGACAUCAUCAACAAAAACAAAAACUAUAUUCAAAACAAGAAAUAAUAAUAAUAAUAAUAUAUUACCUGAUACAAAUGAUAAUACCGAUUUUACAGAUAGUCAAGAAGAUCUAGAGAAUAAAGAUAAAGAAAAAGAUAGUAUAGAUACAAUAGUAGAGAAUAUUACAAAAUCAAUUAAUAAUAAUAAUAAUAAUAAACACCUUAUAAUAAAAUUACAUUCUGAAGAAGAUAAGCUAAUACCUAUUUUACCAGAUAUUAUAAGCUAUGAGGAAAACGAAUCCAGUAAAUCAAACUUUAAUAAUAAUGAUAACGAUAAUUAUAAUAGAGAUGGAGGUAUUAUCAUUGAGGAUCUGGUGCAUCAACGUGCAAUACCCCCAGAGGAAUUGGCAAUGUUGGCGCGUGACGAAGAGAUCGAUGCAGAUGAUGAAUUCGAGGAGGGAGGAUACGAUACUGCCUCGUCUCUCAGUGACCUAGAGGAAAAUAUCAAGUCGAUCGUUGGUGGUGAAGAAAGCAGUACCAGAAACAGAGUGAUACACGUGUUGCUCAUGGAUGGAUUGUUCCUCCUAACCAUGAUACCCGUUUGCUAUAUUUCAUAUCUCUUUCCAUCGACACACCUCGGCGAUGAACAAGUCUACGAAUAUUGGUAUUUCAACUUCCAGUGGAGUAAAUACUUUCUCUGGAUGACAUCAAUCGUUUUGGGAUUCGCUUAUGUUGCUGUGGUAACAGAGAAAAGAAACUAUCCAUUUCACUGUAGAUAUAAAAGACAUAGAGAUUUUGUACAACUUUUAAUUUUAGCAUCUUUAAUGUUUAUAAUUAGUCCUUCACGUACAUUGAUGGGACCAAACGAUUUAGAACCACAUAGUAUUCAUAUUUCAUUUGUAUACAAUUAUUUUUCAUUUGUAAUUCCAUAUCUGCUGGGAUUACACUAUACCUAUUUAGAUUAUAACUUAUUCCUUCGAAGUGUUGGAGACAAAUUUGGAACACCCUCGCUUUGGUACACCUACAAACCAAAAGAGAUCAUGACAAUCAUUCCAAUCAUUCUUUUCAUAGUAACACUGAUAGUUUGGCAUGUUUAUUUAAUUAUUGCAGAUAAUCUUUGGGAAUACUUUUUAAUUGCCUAUUCAAUAUUCUUUGUAAUACUCAUUGGUGUCAGUUGGAUAGUUAGAAAGACCUAUUAUCUACAUAUGCAUCAUUAUUUUAUAUUUGGAUCGAUGAUACCAUUAUCUGGAUUUCAAAAUCCAUUGUCUUCAUUUUCAAUGGGUGUCAUCACUGGAAUCACUGUAGAAGGUGUAAGUCGAUGGUCCAUGGGUUGGUUAUGGUAUAAAGGUGUUAGAGUACUUUAA